AUGCUUAACACCCCGGCCGUCCUACAAUCUAAGCUAGAUGCCCGCAAUCUCAAACAAAUGAUCAAGGAACCUACCAGGUACAACUCUAAAUCUGUAAACACAAGCACCCUCAUAGAUAUCAUCCUGACCAACCUGCCCUCCAAAUACACCUCUGCUGUCUUCAACCAGGAUCUCAGCGAUCAUUGCUUCAUUGUCUGCGUCCGUAAUGGGUCCGCGGUCAAACGACCACCCCUCAUCACUGUCAAACACUCCCUAAAACACUUCAGCGAGCAGGCCUUUCUAAUCGACCUGGCCCGGCAGAGAAAGUUCUACAUCUGCACCAUUGAGAACAUCUUGACUGGCUGCAUCACCGCCUGGUAUGGCAACUGCUCCGCAACCGACCGCAAUGCGCUACAGAGGGUAGUGUGUACGGCCCAGUGCAUCACUGGGUCUGAGCUGCCUGUCAUCCAGGACCGAUAUACCAGCCUGGGACGGCCUGGUGUGGACUGCUAUAGCCAGCAUGAAAGUGGAGCCGCUGUCCUCCAGCUACAGUUCCUCAUCAACGAGGGGGCGCUGGUUACGGCAUGUGCAGACGACACGCUACACCUGUGGAACCUUCGCCAGAGACGCCCAGCCAUCCUGCACUCGCUUAAAUUCAACAGGGAGAGGAUCACUUUUUGCCACCUCCCCUUCCAGAGUAAAUGGCUGUACGUGGGCACAGAGCGGGGCAAUACACACAUCGUCAACAUCGAGUCCUUCGUUCUGUCUGGAUACGUCAUCAUGUGGAACAAGGCCAUAGAACUAGCAACUAAAGCACAUCCAGGGCCCGUGGUCCAUCUGAGUGACAGCCCGAAGGAUGAAGGCAAGUUGCUGAUAGGGUUUGAGAGUGGAACAGUAGUCCAAUGGGACCUCCGAGCCAAGAAGGUUGACUUCAGAAUCUACUACGAUGAGGCUAUCCAUUCUGUGAGCUGGCAUCACGAGGGGAAGCAGUUCAUGUGCAGCCACUCAGAUGGCAGCCUGACUAUGUGGAACCUGAGAAACACAGCCAGGCCCAUUCAGAUCACCUACCCUCACGGGAAGAUACUGAAGGACGGGAGGAAAGAAUCGUGUAAGCCCAUCCUCAAGGUGGAAUACAAGACCUCCAGGAACAGUGAGCCCUAUGUCAUCUUCUCUGGGGGUCUGUCAUAUGACAAGUCCGGUGGAAGGAGGCCCACCCUGACCAUCAUGCACGGCAAAGCCAUCACAGUGCUGGAGAUGGACCACCCUAUCGUAGAGUUCCUAGUACUCUGUGACACCCCAUACUCCAACGAGGUCCAGGAUCCUUAUGCAGUGGUUGUGCUUUUAGAAAAGGACUUCAUCGUGGUGGAUCUGACACAGAGCAACUUCCCCAUCUUUGAGAACCCUUACCCCAUGGACAUCCACGAGUCUCCUGUCACCUGUACGGCUUACUUCGCUGAGUGCCCUCCUGACAUCAUCCCCAUCCUCUACUCCAUAGGGGCCAAGCAGAAGAAGACUGGCUACAGCCACAAGGAGUGGCCAGUGAGCGGUGGCACAUGGACACUAGGCUCACAGACCUACCCAGAGAUCAUCGUCACAGGACACGCAGACGGAACCGUAAAGUUUUGGGACGCCUCUGCUAUUACACUGCAGAUGCUGUACAAGCUGAAGACGUCCAAGGUGUUUGAGAAGCCCAAGGCGGGAGAGGGUCGGGCGGGCGAGCUGGUAGAGGAGGACCCCUACGCCGUUCAGAUGGUCAGCUGGUGCCCACAUAGCCGUCUCUUCUGUGUGGUGGGCAUUUCUGCCCACGUCAUCCUCUACCGGUUCAGCAAACACGACGCCAACACGCAGAUAGUGUCACUAGAGGUGCGCCUGCAGUUUGAUUCAGAGGACGUCAUCUCCCCGUCAGAGGCAGAGAACAACCUGUGUUUCUCGGACCCCAGUUCCCCCCAGCCGCCCGGUAGCCCUGGCAGUGGCACACAGGACAGCCUCCCCUGCCUCAAGGUGAAGAGUCGUCCAGUGCGGAUGCCUCCGGGGUACCAGGCUGAGAUGGUGGUGCAGCUGCAGUGGGUGGAUGGAGAGCCCCCCCAGCAGAUCACCAGCCUGGACAUCAACUCUGCCUACGGCCUCCUAGCGUUUGGGAACUGUAAUGGUCUAACGGUGGUGGACUUCCUUCAGAAGACGAUUCUGAUGUGUAUGGGCACACUGGACCUGUACGGAGCCGCAGACCCCUACCAACGACUCACACGCUCCCCACGCAAGAACAGACAGUCCACCUCAGGCCUUACAGAACUCUCCGAUAACCAGGUAUCCAUGGACAUGGAGAGAAGCAAGUCACCCACCUCAGAUCAUGUCAAUGGACAUUGCACUAGUCCCACCUCCCAGCCCUGCUCCGUGGGGAAGCCUCGCAUCACAGGGGUUCCCGAGGGCCCGCGGCUCACCCGGAGAGGGCCUGGCCGACCGCCCUUCCGCAAGGCCCAGUCCGCCGCUUGCAUGGAGAUCUCUUUGCCUGUUUCCUCCCACACAGAAGAAAGUAGAGAGAACUCAUUCAGUCGCUCGCGGAGCUCCAGUGUGUCCAGCAUUGAUCGCGACACCAAGGAGUCAGUGACCACGCUGCAGUUCGGAGAGUCCUACGGCCGUAAGGGCGAUGCUCUGCCUACCGCCUGCCUGUGGGUGGGCACCAGCCUGGGCGUGGUCCUGCUCCUGCCCAUAUCCAUCCCCACAGAAGAGGAGGAGAGGAUGGAGGAGCCCAUCACCAUGGGGCCCAGUGGUACCGUCCUGAUGCUAAAAGGCUCUGUGUUGCGAUUUGCCUUCCUGGACUGUGGGGGCGCUCUCAUUCAGAGUCCCUACGAGGUGUGGCGGGACCCCAACGGUCCGGAGGACCCCGACCGGCCCCGCAGGCGCAAGCUGAUCAACUUCUCCCCGUCAUCAUCCCAGGAGGCGUGUGGUGACGGUCACCUGGCCGUUGUGUGCUCUGAGAAGCAGGCCAAGGUCAUCCUCAUGCCCACCCAGGCUGUCCUGUUCACCCACAACAUCACCGAGUCCUCCUUCCUCCUGCGAGCUGACGUUGUCUCCGUCUGCAACAGCGUCUGCCUGGCCUGCUUCUGCGCCAACGGACACAUCAUGACCCUAAGUUUGCCCAGUCUAAGACCCCUGAUGGAUAUCAACUACCUUCCCUUGACCGACUUGCGUAUCGCCCGGACCUUUGUCUUCACUAACGGAGGCCAGGCCCUGUAUCUGAGCUCUCCUACAGAGAUACAGCGUCUCACAUACAGCCAGGAGAUGACGGACAACCUACAGGACAUGCUGGGGGAGCUGUUCACUCCUAUAGAAACACCAGAGGCCCAGAACAAAGGAUUCCUCAAGGGCUUCUUUGGGGGCAACGCCCAGACCUUCGACAGAGAGGAGCUGUUUGGGGAGGCAGCAGCGGGAAAGGCCUCUCGGAGUUUGGCCCAGCACAUCCCUGGUCCAAUGGGAUUGGAGAACAUGAAGGCUGCAGCCGGCGGCGUCGUGGGGGACCUGGCCCGAGCCCGCAUCGCCCUGGACCAGAGAGGAGAGAGACUGGGUGAGCUGGAGGAACGCACCGCCCUCAUGAUGAACAGCGCCGAGACCUUCUCCACACACGCCCACCAGGUGAUGCUGAAACAUAAGGACAAGAAAUGGUAUCAGCUUUAAAGGCAGGACAGCGGGCUGUGACUGGGUGGGGUGGGGUGGGGGCACUAUGUUGGGACAUGGACCUUUAUUCGACGGACAUGAGAGCGAUAGAGAUAGAGAGAGACACAAGAGGGACUUUGUGUUAACGGGCCUCUCUGUAGGCCGUCUGUACAUCAUUGUCACAAGACUUGGAUAGAGGGCAGUCACUUAUCUAGACUAUAGUGAGAUGGACACAGACCAGGAAGUAAGUUGGUACGACAGGGGGAACCCAAAGUGGAUGAUGACAGUCCAUCAGUGUGUGUAGGUGGGUUACCCAGAUCUUGCUGUGUAGAUACUCUAAAGUUAAUAAUCCAACAAGACUGCAUGAAACUAAACAGAUGAGUACAAAAAAAGUAAAACUGCAAUAUUAAAAAGCAGCAUGCUACUUUAACAGAGGGAAAUAAAACAAAAUACAACUUUUAUUUAAUAAUAUAAGCCAACAACAGAAAGUAUGAAAAAAACUUUAUAUUUUUGGAAAUAUGGAAAAAAAGAUAUAUAAAAACGAAAAUGUAUUCCUGCAUAGCUAUAAAGCCACAUUUUUCUGUUUGCCUUUUUUUUAUUACUUUCAUUUGGUUUUUGAACACAUUCUGAACACACAUCAUUUCAGUUUCAAUGCUUUCUUUACACAAUACUACUACUGAUGAUACUAUUCAUAUUCCCACCAUUAGACACUGAGCUCAAACUAUAUCGUUAUCCAAGAUCUCUGUGGUGUACUCACAGUGCAAAAACACAAUCUAGUCUUUCAACAUAUAUCACUCCACACAUUCUGAACAACUGAAUUGUCAAUUUUACUGGCACUAAUUUCAUUCUCUUGGCUGCUACUACUGACUAGACCUGUUACCAGGGAAAAAAGGUACAUUUCACCCCCCCUGCCAGAAAUGUGUGAACACAGAGAAUAUAUUGAUUAAUAAUGUGUGAACACAGAGAAUAUAUUGAUUAAUAAUGUGUGAACACAGAGAAUAUAUUGAUUAAUAAUGUGUGAACACAGAGAAUAUAUUGAUUAAUAAUGUGUGAACGGUCAUGGAAAUGAGUUGUGUUGGCUGAGGUGCCACGGUGAUAGUAGACUGUGAGGUCUGGAUUGAGUGUGUUUAUAUUUCUAAUCUGAACAUAUAUAACAUGAUGUAAUAAUUCACGUGCCAUAAAUCAAGAUGGGUGAAGCCCCUUACUGUAAACUAGCAAAGAGCUAAUACUAUGUGGUAGUAAUGACGUGUUUGCUGUAGAUAAGAGUAGGCUAGCUGAGCCCAACUUUUCAGUAUGGCCGCUGAUAGGCGUCUGUCGCUGUAACUGGGUUUCUGGUUCUUUUGACAGAAUUGUGACACCUUUUUUUAACGUUUUGUUUUUGUUGUUGUUUGUUGCUUCUUCAUUGGAAUCUUCUGCUGCCUUUCUCAUAUUAUGUAUGAGUUUGUUGAGCCAGUGUGUGUCUCACGCAAGCCCAUGUAAAGACAAAACUCUUACUCUUUCUUCUGCCAAAGCAAUUCACGAAUGAAGGUGUCAGUUGGAGGAUUGUGUCAUCAUAUGUUAUUGUGGGUGGUGGGUCCCGUGUUUACAUUUUGGUAUCCAGAGUGGUCCUCUUUUGCACGUUGAUGAGAAAACUAUGCUUCAGAAGUCUCCAGGGGUCUUGUUGAACAGGAGUAGGUCUAGCUAAAAGACUGAGGUAGAGUCAGAUCCAUUUAAACACUACUACCAUUCCGGAUCAAAAAUAUCCUGCGGUCGGUCCGUGUUGUUGAUCUAUAUGGAGAAAUGUAAUAAGACUAACAAUAGCCUACCAUCAUGAGUCUUGCGGUUGUCAGGUGUCGUUGGCACAUACAGUAUAUGGAUCUUCUAUGUUACACAUAUUGGUACAUGUAAGGAAUCCAGACUGAUAUGAGUUUGAAGCAAAGGUGUUUCUAUUCUUCGUUUUACUCGUAAUUGCUCUUGAUGACCUUAAUGUAACCCCCCUUAUCCUCACCCCCUAGUGGAUGGUGGUAGCCUCUUCUCUCCUAAAUGAUCAUCUAUGUACAAAGAUUGUUCUAUGAUACAUGUUAUUGUAUAUGUUGUACAAGUCAAUAAGUGUACACGUAACACUGACAAGUCCUCUCGUAACUGAUCUAUUGUGACAUGACAAUACCAUCAUUUAUUUUUCUGUUUUCAAAGGUUAUGUUUGUAUUUUUAAAUGAUAUACGAAAGUCUAAAUGAUUGUUAUGACCACAACAGUCACUCACUCUCCCUCACCGACGCUCACAUAUCCACCCUGCCUUGAACCACAGAAAGGUGGUUACCAUAACCAUACAGGCAACCAUUCUCUCACACAACAUAUGUUACACAACACAGCUGAAACACACACACACACACACACACACACAGGUAAAAACUUGCAUUAUCACUAUUCAUUUCACUCUGCUCCUUCUCAGGCUAGUGAGACAUUCCUAAAGGACAGACAGUCUACUGUACUGGGAGCCAGUCAGCCCCAGACCCUAGAAAGAGUUGGAUUCGAUUGCCUGGCUGCUUUCCAGGCCAAUAUGAAGGCCAUUGUCCAUAACUGAUUGUGGUGGUCUAAUGAAGAGGGAACAGAUCUAUUUCCCUAUGUGUACUAUACCGUCUCUGAGGUUUGUGUUGAGUUAGUACAGGUGCAGUUAACUUCAAUGGCUGAGAAAAAGAAAACCGGGACUUUUCCUGACAUAAAGGGUGUUUUGUUUGUAUGUUUAUUUUGAUUUUAUAUCAACUGUACAACAACGCUGGCUGGGAGUAAAGAAAAACACAAAAACAUAGAAAAAUAGGAUAUUCUUAGGAUAUUCUUUCUCUGUAGAUGUCUGUUAAAUGAAUCAUGGUACUGUACCUGGUUAUUCUGGCUGUGUCUAGUCACUGGAACUCUUGUCCACACUGUUGUUUCCUGGCCAAGCCAACCGUUUCUCUGGUUGUUUUCUCAAUGAUGGCAGCAAAGUUUGUCUUGUUUAAAUGGAUUCUACCACCUUUUGUUCUUAUUGAUAUUAUAGUAGUGUAAUAGAGAUUACUGGAAAAAAGAACUGAAAAUAUGUUGAUGCAAAUCAAAAAUUCAAAUAAACAUUGAUUGAUGUAC
Messenger RNA from Oncorhynchus nerka (sockeye salmon), 6724 nucleotides. RefSeq names its product syntaxin binding protein 5L (gene stxbp5l). Lineage: Eukaryota; Metazoa; Chordata; Actinopteri; Salmoniformes; Salmonidae. The record is from RefSeq and is a predicted model, not a curated record. The coding region runs from base 1 to 3651 and encodes 1216 amino acids. Gene Ontology annotation, cellular component: plasma membrane; cytoplasm; SNARE complex. Gene Ontology annotation, molecular function: GTPase activator activity; syntaxin binding; myosin II binding. Gene Ontology annotation, biological process: regulation of protein secretion; regulation of exocytosis. The transcript is spliced from 27 exons.